Molecule: messenger RNA, 985 nt
Organism: Zootoca vivipara (common lizard)
Lineage: Eukaryota; Metazoa; Chordata; Lepidosauria; Squamata; Lacertidae
Product: GDNF family receptor alpha-4-like
Biological process (GO): nervous system development
Cellular component (GO): external side of plasma membrane; signaling receptor complex
Molecular function (GO): signaling receptor activity
Source: RefSeq, a predicted model, not a curated record
UGAACUAGCGGAGCAUGUGAGCCCUUCCCUCGCAAGACCGGCUCGGAGUGGAGUGACCGGCCGUGCUGCCCCUGCUGUGCUUCCCUCCGCCAUGGGCCUCCCUUUGCUGCUGGGGCUGCUGCUCUCCCGAACCGGAGGCCUCCUUGUUCUCUCUCUUGAUCAGCCGCACACCUGUAUAACAGCAGAGACCCUUUGCUUGGCUGAGCCUGCCUGCAGUGCCACUUAUCAGACCUUGCAAAACUGUUCCCAGUCUUUUUCCAAGAGCGGCUUCCUCCUUGACCAAGAAGCCAGGAACAGAUGCUUGGCAGCAGAAACAUUUGUAAGAAGCAGUUAUUUUCAGGAAUGCAAGUGUCACCGGCGCACACGAAAGCUGGAACAGCUGUGCCUGCGCAUCUACUGGACUGUUCAUUUCACUUUUGAUGGCUUUCAUUUGGAGGUGUCACCCUAUGAAGAUACAGACAAUGAAGACUCUUCCAAGACCAAUUACAACAAACUGUCAACUAGGAUUUCAGCUAUGGAUAGGACAAAUCCCUGCCUUCAUGCCACAAAUGUUUGCCACUUGAACCACAAGUGCAUGCGUCUGCGCCCACUCUAUGCCCAGACCUGCAGCACAGAGACCACCUGUGAUCGGCGCAGAUGCCACCAACACCUGAGACACUUCUUUGAGAGGAUCAGCGCAGAUUUCACCAAGAGCCUCCUCUUCUGCCCUUGUCAAGACGAGGUCUGUGGUGAGCGGCGCUGGAAUACCAUUGUCCCGGAGUGCUCUUUCCAGAGGAGCAGCAGCAGCAAGCCAAACUGCCUCGUCCUGUUGGACUCCUGUCUGAAGGACUGUAUCUGCAAAUCCCGGCUGGCAGACUUCCAAGAGCAAUGCAAGCCUUCAGGCACAUCUUCAGAUGGCUGCUCUCCACAUAACCAUGCUGCAUGCCUGGAGGCUUACAUGGGGAUGGUUGGUACUGUACUGAAGGUAUUAACAGCUGCAAUUUGA